Punctularia strigosozonata HHB-11173 SS5 is the source of this 521-nucleotide messenger RNA. Its product is annotated as 60S ribosomal protein L27. Lineage: Eukaryota; Fungi; Basidiomycota; Agaricomycetes; Corticiales; Punctulariaceae. The record is from RefSeq and is a predicted model, not a curated record. Gene Ontology annotation, biological process: translation. Bases 27 to 434 code for a protein of 135 amino acids. Gene Ontology annotation, molecular function: structural constituent of ribosome. Gene Ontology annotation, cellular component: cytosolic large ribosomal subunit; ribosome. The transcript is spliced from 5 exons.
GUUCCUCCGCCUUCGUCGUCGUCAAAAUGAAGGUCUACAAGCCUGGCAAAGUCGCCAUCAUCCUCCAAGGCCGGCAGGCGGGCCACAAGGUAGUAGUUAUCAAGCAACUCGACGAGGGCACCAAGGAGCGCCCCUACCCUCAUGCCAUCGUCGCUGGCGUUGAGCGGUACCCCUUGAAGGUGACGAAACGCAUGGGGGCGAAGAAGCUUGCGAAGAGGAGUAAGGUCAAGCCUUUCAUCAAGGUUGUCAACUACUCUCACCUCUUCCCCACACGAUACAACAUCGAGUUGGAAGGACUGAAAGGGACCGUCGCCAACGAGACCUUCAAGGAGCCUUCGCAACGGGAGGACGCUAAGAAGACGAUCAAGAAGCUUUUGGAGGACCGCUACACAUCAGGGAAGAACGCAUGGUUCUUCAAACCUCUCAAGUUCUGAUCUCCCCUUGCGUACAUUUUCUGUUCAAAACUAUGUACAUGCUCUGUCGUAGUAUGACAUUCCAUGAUCCACAUGCGUGCAUAUUCA